GGGGGGGGAGGUACGAGCAGAUGCCCUCACUGCUAGUUCGCGGCUUUCAGGAAGCGAGCGUGCAUAUUGGAGUGACAUGGCUACGAAUAUCUCAGAGGAAAUCGAGGAAAUCGAUCGAAAGCAGAAUACGGAAGUGGCGAAUAUCAGCGAAUUUCCACCCGAAUUCCUGAUUAAACAUCCAUUGCAAAAUACCUGGACUUUAUGGUAUUAUGAACCCGAUAGGAAUAAAACAUGGGAAGAGAGUCAAAGGGAAAUCACAAGCUUUGAUACAGCUGAGGAUUUCUGGAGCUUGUACAAUCACAUAAAGACAGCCUCCGAGUUAAGGCAAGGUAGUGACUAUAGCAUGUUUAAGCAAGGAAUUCGGCCUAUGUGGGAAGAUGAUCAGAAUAAAUGUGGUGGACGAUGGUUAAUAAAUCUGGAAAAGAAGCAAAGAGCUACGGAUCUAGACAAUUUUUGGUUAGAAAUUCUUCUCUGUAUGAUUGGGGAAGCCUUCAAUGAAUAUUCCGAUGAUGUCUGUGGAGCUGUAGUAAAUGUUAGGACGAAAGGAGACAAACUUGGUGUAUGGACUUCAAAUGCGGACUGUGCGGAUAGUGUAAUGGAAAUUGGUCGCAAACUAAAGGAAAGAUUAAGGAUCACAUCUAAAACAACUAUGGGAUAUCAAGUACAUAGAGAUACUAUGGUCAAAGCCGGCAGUCAAACAAAAAAUACUUAUACACUUUAAAUAUAGCUACAUUCAUAAUAUCAUCCCUGAGUUGUUCAUUAAAAUAUGUUAACGUCAAAAAAAAUCGCCAGAUCAGAUAUUAAUCGUAUAAUUGUUUGGAAGUAUCUCUUUGCAUUAUGUUGAAAGAAAGCAUUAAAUUUUGUUAUUCAAAAGCAUGUUAUAUCAUCGUUGUAGUUCUGUUUUCAUAUUAACAGCAAAAAUUAAGUAAAAAAUCAAUAAAUCGUAUAUUAAAGUGAAAU
This is a messenger RNA of Pogonomyrmex barbatus (red harvester ant), 960 nucleotides long. It is a transcript of the gene eIF4E4, whose product is annotated as eukaryotic translation initiation factor 4E4. The record is from RefSeq and is a predicted model, not a curated record. Gene Ontology annotation, molecular function: translation initiation factor activity; RNA 7-methylguanosine cap binding. Lineage: Eukaryota; Metazoa; Arthropoda; Insecta; Hymenoptera; Formicidae. Gene Ontology annotation, biological process: translational initiation. Gene Ontology annotation, cellular component: cytoplasm; eukaryotic translation initiation factor 4F complex.